CCCGCGUGCAUUCGCCAUCGAUCUAUCGUUGUUGGAGCAGCGCUACAAGCAGCUGCAGAAGAUGCUGCACCCGGACCUGCAUGGGGGCAGGUCGCAGGAGGAGCGUGAGCUAUCAGCGGAGCAGGCAGCGCAUGUGAUAGACGCCUACUACACGCUCCUCAGACCGCUCUCCCGCGCCAAGUACCUUCUGCGGGCCAGUGGAGUGACAGCAGCAGAGCUGAGUGGGGACAGCCCAGGGAGGGACCAACAGCUUCUCAUGGAGGUGAUGGAGCUGAGGGAGACCAUCGAGGACGCUGACAGCCCUGAGGAGCUUAAGGAGCUGCAGCUGCAGGUGUAUGCGUGGGGGGGUGGGGUUGAGGGGGAGGGAGAGGGGGAAGAGAGGGUGUUGGAAAUGAGGGAGACCAUUGAGGACGCCGACAGCCCUGAGGAGCUGCAGGCGCCACAGUCGCAGGUGGGGACGGGCAACCAUUGGAGUAGGCAGGAGAUGGAUUUGGGAGAGAGGGAGCCGGAAACCCAGGAGAGAAUGGAAGGGCUGUAUGGCAGCUUUGACUCAGCGUUCCGGGGGGGCGAUGUGGGCGCGUGUGUGGGGCUGCUGCACCGCAUGGCCUACUUCCACCGCGUGGCCAAUGAGAUUGACAACCGACUGCACUCCAUGUAG
Molecule: messenger RNA, 658 nt
Organism: Closterium sp. Naga37s-1
Lineage: Eukaryota; Viridiplantae; Streptophyta; Zygnematophyceae; Desmidiales; Closteriaceae
Source: the annotation of a GenBank genome assembly